Sorghum bicolor (sorghum) is the source of this 1512-nucleotide messenger RNA. Its product is annotated as malate dehydrogenase, chloroplastic. Gene Ontology annotation, cellular component: cytoplasm; mitochondrion. Lineage: Eukaryota; Viridiplantae; Streptophyta; Magnoliopsida; Poales; Poaceae. Gene Ontology annotation, biological process: tricarboxylic acid cycle. The record is from RefSeq and is a predicted model, not a curated record. The transcript is spliced from 2 exons. Gene Ontology annotation, molecular function: L-malate dehydrogenase (NAD+) activity. Bases 180 to 1346 code for a protein of 388 amino acids.
UCCCGCUCUAGCUCGUAACUUCACCACGCCACUCACUUGUUCUCUCCCGCGCGCCACGCGGCCACGGCCACGGGCAGCCGCCGCGCCGCGAGCCACCACUGGGCACUGGCUCCAUCCUCCGUUGCUCGCGCUCUCCCGUCCGUCAGAUCCUCAGAGAUCUUCAUAGAGAGGGGAAAAGGAUGGCAGCGGCUGCAAUCGCGACCCUAUCCUUCAGUUCAGUUCCUUGCAAAAAACGGCCCCGGCAUGGCGCUAGUUCCUUCGACGCACAACAGUUCAGUAACUCCAGUUCCUACUGUCACUCUCUCACUCUAAGACCAAGAGUGCCAAGGUCCCGAGCCGUGAGCCGGGUCGUCGUCGCGCAGGCCGGCAGCGGCAGCUACAAGGUGGCCAUCCUUGGCGCGGCGGGAGGGAUCGGGCAGCCUCUUUCUCUGCUGGCCAAGAUGUCCCCGCUCGUCUCGGCGCUGCACCUGUACGACAUCGCCAACGUGGAGCCCGUGACCGCCGACCUCAGCCACUGCAACACCCCGGCGCAGGUCGCCGGCUUCACAGGUAAAGACGCGCUCGCGGGGUGCCUAUCGGGCGCGGACGUCGUGGUCAUCCCCGCCGGCGUGCCCCGGAAGCCCGGCAUGACGCGGGACGACCUGUUCAGCGUCAACGCCGGCAUCGUGCGCGACCUCGUCGCGGCGGUGGCGGACCACGCGCCGGGCGCGCUGGUGCACGUGAUCAGCAACCCGGUGAACUCCACGGUGCCGAUCGCCGCCGAGGUGCUGAAGCAGAAGGGCGCGUACGACCCGCGGAGGCUGUUCGGCGUCACGACGCUGGGCGUGGUCCGCGCCAACGCGUUCGUAGCGGCGAGGAAGGGCCUCCCCGUGGCGGAAGUGGAUGUGCCGGUUGUGGGCGGCCACGCGGCGGCUACCAUCCUGCCGCUGCUGUCCAAGGCGCGGCCCAAGGCGGCGUUCACGGACGAGGAGGUGGAGGAGCUCACCGCCAGGAUCCGGGACGCCGGCACCGAGGUGGUGGAGGCCAAGGCCGGCGCCGGGUCCGCCACGCUGUCCAUGGCGUACGCCGCCGCGCGGUUCCUCGAGGCGUCGCUGCGUGGACUCGACGGCCACGACGACGUGUACGAGUGCACGUACGUGCAGUCGCAGGUUGUGCCGGAGCUCCCGUUCUUCGCGUGCAGGGUGAAGCUUGGGAGGGACGGCGUGGAGGAGGUGCUGGGUUCAGAGCUGAGGGGACUCACCGACUACGAGGCGCGCGAGCUGGAGGAUCUCAAGCCCAAGCUCAAGGCCAGCAUCGACAAGGGCAUCGCGUACGUGCAGCAGAACCAGGAGGCAGCGUUGAACUGAGCCUGUCAGCCACAGCCUCUGCUCGAGCUGUCGAAUUGGCCGCUGUCUCGUCUCAGCUUUGGGUGCUUGGCUGUGUCAGUUUUGUACGUUGCAUAGUGCACGCCGCCCUGUAUGGCUGCAUUCAUUAGUGGACGUUGAAUGCUACAGUCAAAAUGGUUGAAUCUUA